AUGCUGCAACUGAUGACGUGGGGAGAAAUUAUCGAAAACUUCAAGACGGAGGGUCAGCUGAAAAUGGCUGUCAUCUUUGACUCCUCCGGUGAAAAAAUCGCGGAGACCGAAGGAACCACCAUGACGUCAACGGAAGCCCUCAACGUCCUCAAAUCACUGAGCACAAUUUCCACCAAUAUCUACGGACUCUUCCUCAUGGGGUCAAAGUUCAGAUGUUUCCACGUGGACAAGGACACGCUGAUUGGUCAGGCUGAUGGAAAUGUGUUGGUGGCACACCGGAAGCAGAAUUUGUUGAUUUGUGGGAUUUCUCGUUUGGAUUCAAAGACUUCCUGUUUGGCCGCGGUCAAGAACUUCGUGCACCGAUUGGUAGCGGAGGGGACACCUGCUCUCUCUGGUGACAGUCUGUUUUAA
Messenger RNA from Candidula unifasciata, 411 nucleotides. NCBI's taxonomy places the organism in Eukaryota, Metazoa, Mollusca, Gastropoda, Stylommatophora, Geomitridae. The record is from the annotation of a GenBank genome assembly.